AUGAUAUUUCGGAUUCCAGUUACAAUUCUUGGCGUACAAGAAAAGUUUCUCAUUGUCUGUAGAGAUGGUCAGGAAACUGUACAAUGGCUAUGUGAAAUUGCUUAUCAAAGAUACGCUGAAAAGCAUAAAACUAAAACCGUAAAUUAUUGCUUCGUGGCUCGUCGUAUUACUGAUGGAAGCUUAUUAUCACUUGACGAUCAUGUUGAACAAGUAUUAGCCGAUAAUGAAGCGAUAGAAAUCGAUACAACUAAACAUAUGAACGAUGAUGAUGACUCAUUCAAUGUAGCUACCGAUGAAAAACGCCACGUUGUACGAUUAGAUGGAUAUCAUUUAAAAUCUAGUGAUCUUGUCCGUCUUGGUACUGGUGACUAUCAAAUCGAGUUACCCGAUGAAACCUGGACUGCAGUUCGUAAAGCACGAGAAGUUAUUG
Rotaria socialis is the source of this 430-nucleotide messenger RNA. NCBI's taxonomy places the organism in Eukaryota, Metazoa, Rotifera, Eurotatoria, Philodinida, Philodinidae. The record is from the annotation of a GenBank genome assembly.